GGCCCGCCCCAUCGCCCAGAGGCCUCAUAUAAACGAGCUCCCCGGAUAGGGCUCGCUGCGAAGGACAUUCGGGCUGUGUGUGCGACGUGGUUCGAAGGGGCAGUCGGGGCAACCGCGAAGAAGCCGAGGAGCCCAGAGCCCCGCGUGACGCUCCUCUCUCAGUCCAAAAGCAGCUUUUGGUUCGGCGCAGAGCGACCCGGGGGUCUAGCUUUUCCUCGAAAGGCGCCGCCCUGCCCUUGGCCCCGAGGACAAAGAGCACCGCAGGGCUGAUCACGCUGGGGGCGCUGAGGCCGGCCAUGGUCAUGGAAGUGGGCACCCUGGACGCUGGAAGCCUGCGGGCGCUGCUGAGGGAGCGCGCGGCACAAUGCCUGCUGCUGGACUGCCGCUCCUUCUUCGCCUUCAACGCCGGCCACAUCGCCGGCUCUGUCAACGUGCGCUUCAGCACCAUCGUGCGGCGCCGGGCCAAGGGCGCCAUGGGCCUGGAGCACAUCGUGCCCAACGCCGAGCUGCGCGGCCGCCUGUUGGCCGGCGCCUACCACGCCGUGGUGUUGCUGGACGAGCGCAGCGCCGCCCUGGACGGCGCCAAGCGCGACGGCACCCUGAGUCUGGCGGCCGGUGCGCUCUGCCGCGAGGCGCGCGCCGCGCAAGUCUUCUUCCUCAAAGGUACGCCCUCGGGGAAGCUCGGGGCGGGCCGCACACCCCUGAGAUUUUGCCCGGUACCCUCGGCUCUUGGCUCCCGGGGGGUCGCCCCACCUGCAGCGCGUGGGCGCUGGAGUACAUUUAUCUCUGGAACUUGUCAUUGGCUUUGUUUGGCUCUGGGAACAAAGACUUGCCUGGGCCUUUCCGCUGUAAACUUCCAGCCCUUGGUGGGUGGGGGAGUCGUAUGAAGGUGCCCUGUCCCGGCGUCACUAAUGAGGAAAAAAAAAAUGUCUUUGUAUUCCCAGGAGGAUACGAAGCGUUUUCGGCUUCCUGCCCGGAGCUGUGCAGCAAACAGUCGACCCCCAUGGGGCUCAGCCUUCCCCUGAGUACUAGCGUCCCUGACAGCACGGAAUCUGGGUGCAGUUCCUGCAGUACCCCACUCUACGAUCAGGGUGGUCCGGUGGAAAUCCUGCCCUUUCUGUACCUGGGCAGUGCCUAUCACGCUUCCCGCAAGGACAUGCUGGAUGCCUUGGGCAUCACUGCCUUGAUCAACGUCUCAGCCAAUUGUCCCAACCAUUUUGAGGGUCACUACCAAUACAAGAGCAUCCCUGUGGAGGACAACCACAAGGCAGACAUCAGCUCCUGGUUCAACGAGGCCAUUGACUUCAUAGACUCCAUCAAGAAUGCUGGAGGAAGGGUGUUUGUCCACUGCCAGGCAGGCAUUUCCCGGUCAGCUACUAUCUGCCUUGCUUACCUCAUGAGGACUAACCGAGUCAAGCUAGACGAGGCCUUUGAGUUUGUGAAGCAGAGGCGAAGCAUCAUCUCCCCCAACUUCAGCUUCAUGGGCCAGCUGCUGCAGUUUGAGUCCCAGGUGCUGGCCCCACACUGCUCGGCAGAGGCUGGGAGCCCCGCCAUGGCUGUGCUUGACCGAGGCACCUCCACCACCACUGUGUUCAACUUCCCCGUCUCCAUCCCUGUCCACUCCACGAACAGUGCGCUGAGCUACCUUCAGAGUCCCAUCACGACCUCUCCCAGCUGCUGAAAGGCUGUGGGAGGUGAGGCUCUUCACAUCCCACUGGGACUCCAGGCUCCUUGAGAGGAGAAAUGCAGUAACUCUGGGAGGGGCUCGAGAGGGCUGGUCUUUAUUUAUUUAACUUCACCCGAGUUCCACUGGGUUCCUAAGCAGUCGUUGUGAUGACUUAGCGUCAAGACAUCUGCUGAACUCAGCACAUUCGGGACCAAUAUGUAGUGGGUACAUCAAGUCCCUCUGACAAAAUGGGGCAGAAGAGAAAGGACUCAGUGUGUGAGCCAGUUUCUUUUUGCUCGCUCCUGUUUUUUGUAGAAUCUCUUCAUGCUUGACAUACCUACCAGUAUUAUCAUUCCCGACGACACAUAUACAUAUGAGAAUAUACCUUAUUUAUUUUUGUGGAGGUGUCUGCCUCCACAAAUGUCAUUGUCUACUCCUAGAAGAACCAAAUACCUCAAUUUUUGUUUUUGAGUACUGUACUAUCCUGUAAAUAUAUCGUAAGCAGGUUUGUUUUCAGCACUGAUGGAAAAUACCAGUGUUGGGGUUUUUUUUUAGUUGCCAACAGUUGUAUGUUUGCUGAUUAUUUAUGACCUGAAAUAAUAUAUUUCUUCUUCUAAGAAGACAUUUUGUUACAUAAGGAUAACUUUUUUAUACAAUGGAAUAAAUUAUGGCAUUUCUAUUGAAA
Messenger RNA from Mandrillus leucophaeus (drill), 2351 nucleotides. It is a transcript of the gene DUSP1, whose product is annotated as dual specificity phosphatase 1. The record is from RefSeq and is a predicted model, not a curated record. Gene Ontology annotation, cellular component: nucleus; cytoplasm. Bases 365 to 1681 code for a protein of 438 amino acids. Gene Ontology annotation, molecular function: MAP kinase tyrosine/serine/threonine phosphatase activity; protein tyrosine/threonine phosphatase activity. Gene Ontology annotation, biological process: negative regulation of p38MAPK cascade; endoderm formation; protein dephosphorylation. The transcript has 3 exons. NCBI's taxonomy places the organism in Eukaryota, Metazoa, Chordata, Mammalia, Primates, Cercopithecidae.